AUGACUGGAGUUGUUUGUAAUAUUUGUAAUAUUCAAUUCGCAGAACUGGAUAUUCCUAUCAAAUGCGAUAGUUGUACUCUAUCUGCUCAUUCUAAAUGUACGGGACUCUCUGCAACUGAAGUUAAGUGUCUUUCUUUAAAAAAUAGGUCUCUUAAAUAUUUUUGUGAUAGCUGUGAUCAAGAUCUUAAAGAAUUACCGGAAUUGAAGCUGUUGAUAAAAAAAUUACUAGUUGAAGUGGAAAAUUUGAAAAAUAUGAAUUUUAAUUCUGAUUCCGGUUAUACGUCAUCUGUACAUUUUUCUAAUGAAUUUAUUUUUAAUGAAAUUAAUGAGCGUAAUCGCUGCGCUAAUAAUUUAUUAUUCUAUAAUAUUGAAGAAUGUGAUUCUAACCGGUUGGAUGAUCGUAUUUCAUUUGACCUGGUACAAAUAAAUAACGUCAUUAAAACUAUUUUGGUUGAAACAUCUAUUAUUCCUAAGAAAGUUAUUCAUAUCGGUCGUUCGCAAGCGGGAAAACCACGUCCAAUUAAAGUCAUCUUUGAUUCUAAGUCUGAUGUAUUUGACAUUAUUAAGAAUAAACGCAAGUUAUCACAAUGCAAUUCAUCACUUUCAUCGAUUAAUAUAAGUACUGAUCGGACCCUGUAUCAAAGAGAGACUAUGAAGAAAUUACGCGAGGAAUUAAAUCAACGAACUUCAAAAGGUGAAAUGGAUUUAACGAUCAAGUUCGUUAAUGGUGUCCCAAAUAUUGUUAAAAAAUCGGAAGUCAUCUCUACUCAUUCUCAACCUCAACAAUCUCAAAAUUUUUUAAAAUAA
Molecule: messenger RNA, 807 nt
Organism: Macrosiphum euphorbiae (potato aphid)
Lineage: Eukaryota; Metazoa; Arthropoda; Insecta; Hemiptera; Aphididae
Source: the annotation of a GenBank genome assembly